This is a messenger RNA of Lethenteron reissneri (Far Eastern brook lamprey), 1998 nucleotides long. Its product is annotated as retinol dehydrogenase 12-like. The record is from RefSeq and is a predicted model, not a curated record. Lineage: Eukaryota; Metazoa; Chordata; Hyperoartia; Petromyzontiformes; Petromyzontidae.
CUUGACACACGCAAUGCCUCCUCCCCCCCCCACCAAUACGCACACACUCCGAGUGAGCUGGGACAUUUCGCCGCCCUGUACUUGGGGAGUUUGAGCUGUUCAAACAAAACCACCACCACCACCCUCCCCAAACACACUCGGACACACAACUCACAAAUCCCGCGCGCGCCUCGGAAUAACUGGAAGAGAAUCAUCAUCCGCGUCCCCCCGUCCACCACCGCCACUCUGCAACGAUGGACGCGUGGACAAUUGUGUACGCCACGGUGCCACCGAUUCUGCUUCUCGCGUUCCUCGGCCCUCGCAUACGGCGCUACUUUUCAGGUGGCAUUUGCACCAGCAAGGCUCAACUCAACGGCAAGACGGUGAUCAUAACCGGCGCCAACACUGGCAUUGGCAAAGAAACCGCCCUUGAUCUAGCCAAACGAGGUGCGCGCGUCAUCCUGGCGUGCCGCGACGUGGAAAAGGGCAACGCGGUGGCGGUCGACAUCCGCGUGAAGACGCACAACCCGCAGGUGCUCGUGCGCAAGCUGGACCUGUCCAGCGUCGCCUCCAUCCGCGAGUUUGCCGAGCGCAUCAACAAAGAGGAGGAGAAGCUGAACAUUCUGAUCAACAACGCGGGCUUGAUAUGCCCCUUCUCCAAGACGGCCGAGGGGUUUGAGAUGCAGUUUGGGGUGAACCACCUGGGUCACUUCCUGCUGACUCACCUCCUGGAGGACCUCAUCAAGCGCUCGGCGCCCGCGCGCAUCAUCAACGUGUCCUCCUUCGUACACGCUUACGGCAGCAUCCACUUCGAGGACCCCAACUACGAGCGGCGCUUCUACAACCGGCACAGCGCCUACUGCCAGAGCAAGCUGGCCAACGUGAUGUUCACCCGCGAGCACGCCCGGCGCCUCAAAGGCACGGGCGUGACGGUCAACUCGCUGCACCCCGGUUCAGUGAUGACCGACCUGCAGCGCCACGUGGGCGUGGUGCGCGCCAUACAGCGCAUCCUGUGGCCGAUAAGCAAGACCCCUGCGCAGGGCGCCCAGACCAGCAUCCACUGCGCCGUGGCUGAGGAGCUCGCAAACGUCACCGGCGUCUACUUCAGCGACUGUGCCCCAAAGAACGUGUCAUCCCUGGCAAGCGACGACGCCGCUGCCCAGAAGCUGUGGACCCUCAGCUGCAAGCUGCUGGGGAUCAAGUGGAACUAGGCAGGGGGCUCGUACUGAUUCUCCCAUUUUUAAAAAGGGUUCUACCCUGCCGGUAGAUGUGUAAUGAGAGAGUGCGAUCCAGUGGGUGUAACUGGAUACAGGCACUAUUAUGUAAUCAGCAUCCAAUCCUAAGAGGGAAUAACAUCUUGGCCAAAAGUGACAGACGGAGUCGAGAGAGAUGCUUCGGGAACCAUCGGGAAGGUUCCACGAGGGGGUGUGACUAGAGGCGGAGCCUAGCUUCACCGGGGAAAAUAUGAGCAGGGGCAGGGGAGGACUCGUGGUUGGUGCGGGGAGCCUGGGGUCCGGGUAGGCCUUGGCAAGGUAAGGUAAUUGUACCCUUUUUACCGGGUAAAAGGGUAAAGGUGUCGACAUGCCAAGGGGUAAGGGAAAAGGGUAGGGUAAAAGGUAGCCUCGUUGCUUUUUACCUUUUACCUUACCUGCUAAAGGGUAAAUGGUAGGGUAGAGUGAUUGUAUUGUGGUAAGGUAAAAGGUCGGGUAAAGGUAGGCUUUUUGUUUUUACACUUUUACCUUACCUUGCUGAGGCCUAGGUCCGGACUGCGUCGCUGCUCGUCACCCCCUCUCUUCGCGUGGCCGGUUCUCCCCAGUGAAGCUCGCCUCUUCUCCCCGGCACGCCACCAGACAACGGCAAGACCGGGGGGGGGGGGGGGGGGGGGGCGGGGGGGGGGAGCGGAGCGAACCUCGCUGGUGGACCGGAGAGAGACGCCUCGUCCAUGGCGUUGUGAGAAGGGAAAUUACCCGCAGAGGGAAGGAGAGGAAUUGUGCAGUACUACAGUUAAUAAAGAAGCAC